AUGGCCACUAAAGCAGCAUUCAAAAGAUUAACAAAGGAAUAUAUAUCUAUACAAAAUAAUCCAGUGCCAUAUUUAAUAGCUAAACCCUUAGAAAACAAUAUUUUGGAAUGGCAUUAUGUUAUUCGUGGUCCACAAGAUACACCUUAUCAUAAUGGAGAAUAUCAUGGCGUUUUACAAUUUCCAGUUGAAUAUCCUUUUAAGCCGCCUUCAAUUCGCAUGACAACGCCUUCUGGACGAUUUCAAACUGAUACAAGGCUGUGUUUGUCAAUGUCAGAUUUUCAUCCAAGUUCUUGGAAUCCUAGUUGGGGUGUUGCAACCAUAUUAAAUGGAUUAUUAAGCUUUAUGACUAGUGAUGAAACCACAACAGGUAGUAUUAAAACAUCAGACAUUGAUAAAAAAACAUAUGCUUCAAGUAAACUAUUAAGUCAAAAUCUUGGAUCAGAAAAUGAAAAUAAUAUAAAUCAAUCAAAUAGCAACAACAACAACAAUAAUAAUGUACAAAGGAGUUUAUUUGAUAAAUGGAGAAAUUGGAUAAUAGUAACUUUGGUAUGUUUGUACCUAGUGUUAUCUAAAAUAUUGGCUAGGAAAUAUGAGGCUAUUACUUCUAGUGAUCAUGGAGAAAUGUUUCAUCCCUAA
This is a messenger RNA of Entrophospora sp. SA101, 636 nucleotides long. The record is from the annotation of a GenBank genome assembly. NCBI's taxonomy places the organism in Eukaryota, Fungi, Glomeromycota, Glomeromycetes, Entrophosporales, Entrophosporaceae.